Molecule: messenger RNA, 4419 nt
Organism: Paramisgurnus dabryanus
Lineage: Eukaryota; Metazoa; Chordata; Actinopteri; Cypriniformes; Cobitidae
Gene: bach1a
Product: BTB and CNC homology 1, basic leucine zipper transcription factor 1 a
Biological process (GO): regulation of transcription by RNA polymerase II
Molecular function (GO): RNA polymerase II cis-regulatory region sequence-specific DNA binding; protein binding; DNA-binding transcription factor activity, RNA polymerase II-specific
Source: RefSeq, a predicted model, not a curated record
AGAGCAAAUACGCAGAGCAUAUUGUGCGUGUUGUGUCGCGCAGUGUCGUCAGAAUCGCCGCUGCCGCACUGUACAGUCACAUGACAGCCGAACAGUCGCUAAUGGAGCUUCUUCGCGAUCAAACUUUUCUUUGGGUUUGUUUUUAUACGGCGGAAGCGAUGGGCAGCGGGGGGAUUUUUGACGGCCUGUGAUCUACGCUGAUAUGUCAGCUAAAGCCCUGCGUUAUGUCUGUGGAUGGCCCCCGGACCUCUGUCUUCACCUUUCAGUCUGCUGUACACAGCCAUCAUGUUCUCCGCUCGCUGGAUGAGCUGAGACAGAAGGAGAUCUUGUGUGAUGUAAAUGUGGAAGUGGAGAGCAGAAGCUUUCGUGCACACUCUUCAGUUUUGGCUUCCUGCAGUGACUAUUUUUACACCAGAUUGGCAAACCACAGCCGGCCAAACUUCACUGUCAACUUACCCGAUGAGGUCACCGUGGAAGGAUUUGAGCCCCUGCUGCAGUUUGCCUACACCGCAAAGCUUCACUUUACUAAAGAAAACAUCCUUGAGAUCCACAGAUGCGCUAAACUUCUGGGAUUUCACAACCUUGAGAAAAGCUGCUUUGAGUUCCUCAUCCCAAAGCUGUCAGAUGGUGGAACAACCACACGAGAGUUAAACCCAAAAGAUGAGAAUCAAUCAUCACAGGAAAAAUCUCAAGCCGCCUUCGGGAACAACAGCCCUGGUGACCAAAACCCUGAUACUGAAAAAGAUAAUGUACCUGACGUUGAAUCAACUCCUUCCACCGAAUGUCCAAAAAAUUGUCCCACCAUUUCAAAUGACACAGAAAUGCAGUUAGAUUUAUCCCCUCUUUAUCCCAAAAGCACUUCAUACCACAUUGGUGAAGGACAGGAUCAGUUUUGCCUGCAAAACUGUGGCCCACAGUUGUCUUCUACCUCUGUGGAACCUGGUGAAGUUUGUCCAUUCCUGUCCAUUUCACGCCCUGGUGACAAUGAGAAAGUGCAUUCUGCUACAGCCGGCUGUGGUGGAGACAUUUUAGCAAUGGAGGAAGAACUCCAAAAGGAACUAGCAAUGGAUGGGAAUUGCGUUCCUACUGAACCUUCUACUGAUAAAGACCUAAACCUACCUAGUAUCACAGAGUCCGACUUUGGACAACAUGAAAGGGAUCUAACUGACUGCAGUCAUCUAUGUCCUCUGAAUUGUGCCGAGUCCAGAAGUGUUUUAGAGAGCAUUGCGAGUGCCGGAAACCUAGGCAGCAAUGGUGCCGAUGCCAGCCAAGUCUUUGAUUCCCCUGAACAAGCAUUCCCAAAUCUUCCCUCUAAAGACGGCAGCGCCGAACGGAGCACAGUUGAAAGGGAAGUGGCUGAGCAUCUAGCAAAGGGUUUUUGGCCCGAUUUGAGCUCCACACUGGCUGAGCAGCUACCGUUGGACUCCAUUGAUCAGUCGGGUCCUGGAAACAACUCGGACUUCCACUGGUUGAAGCAUCUGGAUCUGGGUGCUGCGCCUGAUGACUGUCCUUUCCUGAGGGACUUGAGCUCCAAUGGAGGACAGACCUGUAGAGGAGACAGUAUGUCCAAAGAGGACACCGGAGACAGUUCCUGCAUAUCCCCCAUAAACUCGAGGGAAGAUUCGGAGUGUGAGUCGGAUGAAGACUGCGUGCAGUGUAGUAGCUCCGAACAAGUGCAAGAGGUGGAUCUGCCAUUCCCCGUGGAGCAAAUUUCAAGCAUGACUCGUAGAGCAUUCCUGCAGAUGUUGAAACAACAGCAUCUGACCCCAGAACAGCUGGAGUUCGUUCAGGAUGUGAGACGACGUAGUAAGAACCGCGUGGCCGCACAGCGCUGUCGAAAGAGAAAGUUGGACUGUAUCUACAGGCUGGAGGGUGACAUUAAAAAGCUGAGGAGCGAGAAGGAGAGGCUACUGGAAGAUCGCAACCAGCUGAAGUUCAGCAUGGAGGAACUGCGUCAGAACCUCUCAGGCUUACGUCAGAGCCUCUGCAUGGACGCCUCGGGACAAUCCGAGCAGCUGCAGGCGCUGGCCAGGUACGUCUGCUCUGACGUCUGCCCCACAUCUGUGCUCCUCACCCCCAUAGCUUCUCCCAGCCUGGCCGGUCCAGACCGGGAAGCCCAAGCCAACACCUGCCUGGAUGCCUUUCUCACAGAGGAACUUUCAGACGAUGCCGCACAAGCACUCGAUUCAUCCUCCGCCUUCCUACAAGAUGGCGUCAAGAGUGCUGUUACUCAACCCGCAGCUCCGUGAUAUACCAUCAGAGUAAAGGGCGAUUUAUAGUCGUGCGUAGGUCCUACGGCGUAGCAGCGACGGCGUAGGUUCCGCGUCGGUUUUCAUUUAUACUUGUGCGUCGCCGUCCGCGUCGACGUGCAAAGACACGCGAAACUGCUGGUUGGCAGUAAUCACGCGUGUAACCACAGUAGCAGCAGAAGUCGUCACAGAAGAAGAAGCUAAGCAAGUAAACCCACAAACGAAGAAGAAAUAGCAACUUGUUGUGUAUAAUUUGAGAAGACCAGCAAUGAUGUAAGUAAAUAAACAGCGACUUAUGUUGCAGUUUUAGUUAAAUCACUCCUCAACUUGGCUCAUCUUUGUUUUCACCGUCUCAACCGGAAAUACCAAUGACGCAGUUUUUUUUAGCUGACGGGAGGGGUUCUGGUGGACCAAUCACAGAGCUUGCGGUCCGCGUAGGUCCGACGCGCUGUUAGGAAUUUUGUGAGGUGCGCGUCAGGCUACGCAGAGCUACGCACAGGCUACGGAUAGCCUACGCCGUAGCUACGGCGUAGCACCUACGCACGACUAUAAAUCGCCCUUUAAGCGGCGUAUGACGGGUCCGAUUUUUCAUUUUACUCAGGAGCUACAGUUUUAAGCAUGAUCCAUUUACUAAAAGCACUUUUGUACGUAAAUGGAUCCAAAUGUGCACUUUUACCAUGGAAAUGCUCAUACUUUCAUUCUCAGAUUUAUUUCUAUAGCGCUUUUCACAACUUUGCAUUGUUGCGUUAUGCUAUUGAUUCACAAUAUGCCUGAGAACUCUUAGCAUUACUGUAGCAUUAUUCAUUCUCUUACGGUGCCGCAAUGGACAAUCAUUAUAAUCCCUUUGAUUAUGUUAGAGCAAUAUGUAAUAGCAUAUAAACAAGUACAUUCCAGUGUAGCUUUAUACUGUACAUCUUUGGCAUUAACGGCAUGAACUUGUAUAUUAAAAUAUGCCUCUGUUUUUUUAGGUAUUCAUAUAUGCAUACGUAUUUUGUCAUAGUUGUAACACAAGUAACCCAACUGCCAUGUAAGUUUACAUGAAUAAUUAUUAGGGUUUAAAUACUUAAAAGCCACAGACUUUUUUAACUUCUUUAUUUUCGUUAAGGCCAUGUUCCUAAUUUUACCACUUACGACAAUUUGACCAUAUUUACUUUUAAUACAUGUGGAUAAUGAAAACCAAAAGCUGUAGUCAGUGUUUCCCAAACCAUAUUUUAGGUCUGGUUAAGAAACGCAUUUUGUAUGAAAAGUGUCUUCUUUUUUUUCUUGUUUUACAGAAAUAAGUCACCAUAAUGAGUAAGUAAAGUACAGCAGGUUGUAGGUUGUGAAUCCGUGUUAACUUUUAAUCUUUGUUUUACCUAAUAAUAACUUUAAUGGUCCAUAUAUAUAUAUAAGAGAAUAAAUCCAGAAAAUACAGGAAAUGUGAAUAUAGAAUUAAAACUGUAUAAAAAAAAAACUGAAGUGGCAAGUUUUUAGGGUAAACUUCCCUUCCACUUAAGCAAUAGAAGGAAACUGCAGGAUCUCUUAAACCUAAAUCAAAUUAAAUCCAAAUUUUUAAUUUUAAAGAAAUUUGUCUUUUUACUUCAUUCUGCUCAAAAACGCUCAAGAUGUGUUUAGUGCCAAGAUAAGUCACACUGAACACCGACGAUGCCUAAAGAAGAUAUUUAGUUCUGAAAAUUUAUUUUUUUGUACCUAUUUCCUGUAUUUUCUGUUUGUAUGUUAAUAAAAAGAUAAAAAAAUAAAUAUGGAUGGACAUUAAAACUUCUAAAACAACAAGUCUUUCCCGGACAGGGAUCAGACUAGUCCUAGACUACAAUAAAUGUAAUAUCUGUCCAAACUGAAAACAACUUGCACUGACAUCUUAAAAUACAUCAGUGCCCUUUGUUUUGCCUUAAAAUGCACACAAGUAAUUUUGUUAAUAAGGCAUGUUUGUUAAAACUUGUUAUAUUUCCUAAUUAAACUAAGGCCUAGUCCUGGCUUAAGCUAAUCCCUGUCGGGGCAACCACCCCUUAGUGUCACUGUUCAUUGUAUCAUCAUUCACUGUUAUAUCUUUGAAACUUUUUAUUUUUUUGUCUUUGUUUUAACCCUGUAACCAAACUCUAUUGUUAUGUAAACCCUGAAAGCACUGUAUCAUUCUGAUUUAGCCAAUAAAAUAACAUGCCAAUAAUGUAAA